Fragaria vesca subsp. vesca is the source of this 2607-nucleotide messenger RNA. RefSeq names its product disease resistance protein RGA2-like. Bases 1 to 2607 code for a protein of 868 amino acids. The transcript has a single exon. Gene Ontology annotation, molecular function: protein binding; ADP binding. Lineage: Eukaryota; Viridiplantae; Streptophyta; Magnoliopsida; Rosales; Rosaceae. The record is from RefSeq and is a predicted model, not a curated record. Gene Ontology annotation, biological process: defense response to other organism.
AUGGGGGAAUUCGUCACAAGCAUUGCAGAGACCGCAAUGAUUGGGCUAGCUUCUUAUACAUACAAAGAAGUUUGCUUGGCAAGAGGUGUCACAGAUGAGCUAGCCAAGCUCAAGGAGACCUUCUCAGAUGUCAAAAAAGUGGUCCUUGAUGCAGAGGAAAAGCAGAGGAAUGAUCCCCGUCUGACCGAGUGGUUAGGGAAGCUCAAAGAUGUAUGCUACGACAUCGAUGAUGUGCUUGAUGAAUUUGCAUUUACAGAGCUACAAAUGCAAGUGAUGAACAACCGCGGAAGUGUGUUAACACUAAAGGUACGCACAUUCUUUUCGCGUUGGAACCCACUUGUGUUUAACAUCAAAAUGGCUCAUAGAAUCAAAGGGAUUAGAGAAGAGUUAGAUAGAGUGGCAGCUGAAAAAGCUUUGUUUCCUCUUGAGGAACGAGCAGGAGAUUGGCAGGGGGUGCACGUAAAGAGGGAGACUCACUCUUUUGUGCAAGUCUAUGAUGUCAUUGGGAGAGAUGAUGAUAAAAAACAGAUUAUCAUUCAUCUCUUGAACUUAAGAUUGAAAGAUCCUGGUGUUCGUGACACCGUUUCUGUUAUUUCCAUCUUGGGCUUAGGAGGUAUGGGAAAGACCACCCUUGCCAAGUUAGUGUACAAUGAUAAAAGGGUAGUGAAAAACUUUGAGUUGAGAAUGUGGGUGUAUGUCUCGGACCACUUUGAUAUCAAAAGAUUGGUUCGAGAUAUUAUCACUUCUGCAACUAACCAAAACUGUGGUGAUGAUGAAAGUCUAGAACAGUUGCAAAAGAAGUUGCAAAAUGUUCUAACUGAUAAACAUUUUUUGUUAGUGUUGGAUGAUGUUUGGGACAAGAGUGAAAUUGGUGUAACAAUUUCAAAAUGGCUUGAAUUAAAAGCUCUUUUGAAUGUUGGAGCCAAUGAGAGUAAAAUCAUUGUCACAACACGCAAUGAGUCAGUUACUAAGGUUAUGGAAUCUGUAUACGUGCAUCCAUUGAAAGGUCUUCGCCACGAAGAUUGUAAAUCCUUGUUCCUCCAAAGAGCAUUUGCCCGAAGGGGGGAAGAGGAACGAUAUCCACAACUAGUGGAAAUCGGAGACGAUAUUGCAGAGAAGUGUGGAGGGGUUCCUCUAGCCGUAACUACCCUAGGGAGCAUGCUAUGUUUAAAAAGAGAGCAGCAUGCUUGGUCCGAAGUAAGAGAUAGCGACAUUUGGAAGCUGAAACAGGAGCACAACGACAUAUCCCCUGCCCUCAAAUUGAGCUAUGAUGCAUUGCCGCCCUACUUGAAACCAUGCUUUGCCUUUUGCUCAAUUUUCCCCAAAGACUACAUAUUCCGUAGUACAGAUUUGGUCCCCCUCUGGAUGGCACAAGGCUUUCUUCAGUCCUCAACAGGAAGCCAAGAGCCUGAAGAGAUGGGACUAGACUACAUAAGGCAGAUAUGUUCUAGAUCAUUGUUUCAAAUGCAUGAAGAUUCAAUUCACUCCAUUGUCUUUGAAAUGCAUCAUCUAGUUCAUGACUUGGCCAUCUCGGUGGCACAAGUAGAGUGUUCAUCUGAAAAUUUUCGUCCUCCUUCUACCUCCAUUUCGCACAAGAAAGUUCGACAUGUGUCAAUCUCGCGAGAUGACUUGUGCAUGAAGGAAGUACGAGUUCCUGAUUACUUGCUUCAGCUGAAGAAAGUGUGGACCAUUCUAUUUCCAAAUCCAGGAGAUACGGUCAUCACCAACAAACCUUUGUUGAAGACAUGCUUCAAGAGAUUCAAGUACCUGCGCGUGCUAGAUUUGAGUGGUUGGAGUCUUGAAAAGUUACCAAGUUCAAUUGGUAAUUUGAGUCACUUGAGAUAUCUAGACUUGUCUAGGAAUCCAAGCCUGCAAAAGCUUCCGGAUUCCAUUUGCGAGUUGCAAAAUUUGCAAACAUUGCUACUUUCAGGCUGUGAGAAUCUCAAAGGCUUGCCGAAAGACAUAGGGAGCUUGAUCAACCUCAGAAAGUUGGUGUUCACCACAAGUCGGAUGGAUUUGCCCGAAGAAAUCAAAAGCCUCACUUCUCUUCGACAUUUCGAGGUCCACAGCUGCAGUAAUCUUGAAUCCUUAGGUGAAGUGGUACAAUCUCUCACUAACCUUAGAAUUCUUGUCAUUAGCAAUUGUGGAAAUCUAGAGUCACUGCCACAGUUGAGUCCAUCACUAAAGGCCUUAGUCAUCUCUGACUGUGAGAAGCUCGACUUGAUGAGUUUGGGAGAAGGCAUUGAAGGUCUUCUAUCAUUUUCCAUCUCCAAAAUGUCAAAUUUAGAGGCUUUGCCCCAUUGGCUUCAAGACUCCAAACCCAGUCUACAAAGCAUACGCAUAGAAAAUUGCGUGCAUCUCAAGGUACUUCCGGAGUGGCUGCAAAGCUUGAUGAAGCUGCAACAACUGGUCAUAGAAGGUUGUCCUGAAUUGUUGGCUUUGCCGGAGGGGAUGCAUCAUCUCUUUGCCUUGAAAGAAUUGAAGAUCAAUGACUGUUCUAAAUUGGGAGAAAGUUGCAGAAGGAAAGAAGGUCAGGACUGGUCCAAGAUCACUCGUGUUGCCAAGGUUACAAUUGAUGGAGAGAACAUUGCAUCAAGUGAUGAUUAG